This is a messenger RNA of Tilletiopsis washingtonensis, 1653 nucleotides long. RefSeq names its product glycoside hydrolase. The transcript has 9 exons. Gene Ontology annotation, cellular component: cell surface; extracellular region. The annotation marks the transcript as partial. Gene Ontology annotation, biological process: glucan catabolic process. The record is from RefSeq and is a predicted model, not a curated record. NCBI's taxonomy places the organism in Eukaryota, Fungi, Basidiomycota, Exobasidiomycetes, Entylomatales. Gene Ontology annotation, molecular function: beta-glucosidase activity.
AUGCGUUUCUUCUCCCGCGCUGCCCUGGUGGCCAGCCUCGCCGCCUCGUCCCUCGCCCUCCCCGCGCUGCGCACCUACCGCGGCAAGAGCCCCUACAUCUCUGUCCACGAGGACCCGGCGCUCGAUGCGCCUCUCUCCUUUCCCAACCCGCGCGACGACCCGGCCUUCUACCAGGCGCGCUACGCCGCCGCCGAGGCCCUAGAGCGCGGCAAGUGGCACGAGCGCCCCGCCUGGGCCGACCGUGUCGUCGACAACAUCAGCGCCGCCUCGGCACGCCUUGACGGCUACGCCGCGGCCGUCGGCGUCGACCUGCCGUACUUGCGCCGCACGCUGCUGCCCGCCGCCAGCGGUCGCCCCGCGUGGAACCCGCACACGCGGCGCAGCUUCGCCGUGCCGACGCAGGGCGAGGAGCUGGUGCUGCGCAACAACGCCUCGGCCUCGUCCUUCCGCCAGGCCGACUCGGGCUUCGACUACCGCCGCGACAAGGUGCGCGGCGUCAACCUCGGCAACUGGCUCGUGCUCGAGGCGUGGAUGGACGCGGCGCUCUUCGGCGAGCUCAACAGCCAGGUCGUCAAUGCGCCGUACGGCGCCAUCAUCGACGAGUGGACGAUGGGCCUGUACGGCAACUACCGCGCCGUCGAGAAGAUCAUCAAGCGCCAUCUCGACGAGUGGAUGACCGAGGACGAGUUCCGGCAGAUUGCCGCCGCCGGCCUGAACCACGUGCGCAUUCCGAUCGGCUACUGGGCGUUCGCCGAGGCCAUCGGCCCGCGCGGCCAGUACUACACCUUCAACCAGUUCGCCAAGCUUAAAGAGGCGUGCGGCUGGGCCAAGAAGCACGGCCUCAAGGUGUGGGUCGACCUGCACGGCGUGCCGGGCUCGCAGAACGGCUACGACAACUCGGGCAAGGCUGGCCCCAUCAACUGGGCCAAGCGGCGCGAGUACUACGAGCAGACGCAGUACGCCUACAACCGCCUCGUCCAGGAGUUCACCAAGCCUCAGUAUCACGGCACCGUCACGGCCAUCGAGGCGGUCAAUGAGCCCGCUGCGAAUCGCGACGCCGACGUCAAGGAGCUGCUCAACGAGUUCUACCCCUACGCACGCGACCAGAUCGUCAAGACAGGCGCCCCGACGCUCAUGGCGUUCCACGACGGCUUCAUCACGCCCGGCGCGUGGGAGAACUUCUUCAGCAAGAAGAAGCGCGAGCGCACCCUGCUCGACACCCACCCGUACUUUGUCUACACCGACGAGCAGAAGCGCAUGAAGGACAGCGAGCGCCUCGCCGAGGUCUGCUCGCUGCUGCCCGUCUUUGCGGCGUCACAGCUGCAGUACGCGACAAUUGCCGGCGAGAUGGCUUUCAACGGCCCCAGCGGCGACCGCCCCGAGGACCGCGACCUGCCCGUCGGCCCUGUCAAGUUCCCGCGUGGCCGCGACUACCCCUUCAGCGUCAAGUACAUGGCCUUUAUGGCGCGCAACUCUGCCGUGCAGCGCCACGUGUUUGAGACGGCCGGCUCGGGAUGGCUCGACGACACCUUGCUGACUGGCAUUUCCUCUAGUGCCUGGGCCUGGAAGAACCGCGACAUUCGCGACUGGAGCUACAAGGCCGGCCUCGAGAACGGCUGGAACCCGUAUGAUCUCGACGCCAAGCCGUACGGC